CCUACCUACCUACCUACCUACCUACCAUUUUAUUUGCCAAAAAAAAUAAUGCGACGUUGCAUAAAUGCGCGAACGGUCGAAAAGCGACGCGUUCUCGCUCUAACGUUUCUAACGUCGCGCAUCAUCGACUCAAUCGUGCAACGUCGCACGUGCACGAGUACGGCGGUCUCUCUCAUCGCGGUCGGUCCGCUCGCUCGCCACGACCCCCACCGUUCCUCCGACCGUGCAGUCGUAUAAAUAGAUUGAAAUCGUAUCCGAAAAUUUUAUAAGUCUCUCAUAACUCAGUCCGCUCGCGUGUACACGAUACACGCGCGCGCUUCUUUUUAUUUCUCGUGUCUUUAAAUCUUUAAUCGAUCAUGUCCGGCCGUGGUAAAGGCGGUAAAGUUAAGGGAAAGGUUAAGUCCCGUUCCAAUCGCGCCGGUCUUCAGUUUCCCGUCGGACGUAUACACAGGCUGCUGAGGAAGGGUAACUACGCCGAACGCGUCGGUGCCGGAGCGCCUGUCUAUCUCGCUGCCGUGAUGGAGUACCUGGCAGCCGAAGUAUUGGAGUUGGCCGGUAACGCGGCACGUGACAACAAGAAGACUAGGAUCAUACCUAGACAUCUUCAGCUGGCCAUACGCAAUGACGAGGAACUUAACAAGCUUCUGUCCGGCGUAACCAUCGCACAGGGUGGUGUACUGCCGAACAUACAGGCGGUACUGUUGCCCAAGAAGACAGAGAAGAAAGCCUAAUAUUGUUGUGUGCUGCGUGUUGUCAUCAUACGACGAAGUACAUACAUAUCGUGCUUUACUUCUAUUAAAAGGCCCUUUUCAGGGCCACA
Pararge aegeria (speckled wood butterfly) is the source of this 820-nucleotide messenger RNA. Its product is annotated as histone H2A. The transcript has a single exon. The record is from RefSeq and is a predicted model, not a curated record. Gene Ontology annotation, molecular function: structural constituent of chromatin; DNA binding; protein heterodimerization activity. NCBI's taxonomy places the organism in Eukaryota, Metazoa, Arthropoda, Insecta, Lepidoptera, Nymphalidae. Bases 357 to 731 code for a protein of 124 amino acids. Gene Ontology annotation, cellular component: nucleosome.